AUGUUUCACGCCGCUGCGGCGCGACAUCAGGACCUGCAACGUCGCAUAAAUCAACUACGGACGGUGGGCGCGACGCUCGAUGAACAGUUGGCCAAUUCCAUCGAGAACGAGAAGCUUCUCAGGGAGCGAUUAAAGGAACUACAACACGACGCAGAUGAAGUCUUUGAGGCGUUGGGGUCCAAUCUGAGAGGACUGGGUGGUGGCGACAUGGGUGACGCGGGAGAAGGGACGACCGAGAGCGAGGCCGAACCAAAACGAUCUUGCUGGCAGCGUUUUUGCCGCGUCUUUUGCUGCAAGAAGCGUGAAGCCGCAAGUUUGGUCCCACCCACCCGCGAAGCAGACGCGGCCUUGCCGCGCAUAGGCACGGGGACGAGUGACGAGGAGUCGAAAACCAUCCCGGUGCGAGCGGCCCCGAAGUCCAUGGAGGAAACGAGUUAUUUUCAGACCCGGGUGACAGAAUUUGGCAUGCUCGGAAGAUCCGAAGCCGCUUUUCGACUGAAUGCCGAGGAGUGCAUCACCGAGUCGAAGGAUGCCCUUGACUAUUUUACGAAACUCUACAACAGCAACGGUGAGCGCCUGAAGAAACUGAAGAAGAGAGAAGAAGAGAUAGACGAACGGAAGAACAAAUUGUUGCAGAUGAACUAUCGCCCUUCUAUUACCACGGAACGCGACCAUCACGUGAGCCGAGACGAUACGCGCAACCCCCCCCGAAAAGAGGCCAUUCGAGUCGAAGAGCAAGUUAAGCCAUCCGACCUAGUUAAGCAGCCAUCCGACCUGCAAGUUGCUACGAAGAACAAGUCAAAGACCCGGAAGCGGGGAAAGGAGAAAGGCCUUGUUGGCAACACGAAAGGACGUCCGCGCAAGACCUGGCAUGGAUUUUGUCAAAUGGAGGAGCACGAGGCCACCGACCUCAACGAUGAGCUCGGAGUUGCGGCUUGCCACCCCUGCCGCAACAAAUUCACGAAGGCUGUCCAGAGGCUUGAGAGGUGCCCCCCCUGUGAGGGAAAAUGCCCGAACACAAGUGCCUGUUCGCGGUGCAAAUUGCGAAGGUGGGAAGAGAAGGGGAUGAAGCGUGAACGCGUCCCGGCUCGUCAAACUACUCGAUUA
Molecule: messenger RNA, 1107 nt
Organism: Mesorhabditis spiculigera
Lineage: Eukaryota; Metazoa; Nematoda; Chromadorea; Rhabditida; Rhabditidae
Source: the annotation of a GenBank genome assembly